GGAUGUAUGCGGUGAGCGUGGAUCGAACACGCGGCCUUCAGAUCUUCAGUCUGACGCUCUCCCAACUGAGCUAUCCCCGCACCUGAUUUUGCCUUCUUUUACAUUCAAAAUCUUCCAUUUUUAUUUUCUAGUUGGGGUGCCGAGCUCCAAUUCUUCAUCCUUUUGCAGACGCCGAAGAGUAUGUGCAUGCACGAUGAGAUUCCUGCUAGCUCCAUAUUAAUGGCCCUUUGAACAUAUAUACAUUCUCAAUUACUCAGAAACAGAUCAGACAGAGAGAGUGUGAGAGAAAAACAUAGAAAGAGAGAUGGCUUGUGUUGCAUUGGCUUCUCUAAUGGCAACAAUUGACCUUGAGUUCCGAAAACAAAACCACAGAGUGUCUCUCCAUGAUGAAAAGCCAUUGAAUUAUCUGUUUGAGAAGCUUUCUUCUUUGCAAGCCUUUCUGCAGAAGGAAUACAACAAUGGUGGUGCUCCAGUCCGUCGUCAUCUGGAAAUCAAAAUCAGAGACUUUGCGCUCAAAGCUGAAGAUGACAUUGAGAUACAACUAAGAAGCUUUCUUCUAGCCCAUGACGGAGAGUGUCAAGCCAAAGCUCGUGGGGAACUCCAUGAAAGCUUGCUAAAAGCUGCAGAAGAUGCAGAAGAGCUGUCCAAGAUUAUCAACAACAGCAGAAGCAGUGAACCCGAUGCGGCCAUGGCCAGUGAAACUCAUCUAUCCAUUCAUUGGUUGAAACCUGAGAAUGUUGUGUUGGGUGGACCAUCUUCGCCAUGCUCUCCAAAUCUUGAGGAUCAAUUUAACGAAGACGCCUUCAAUGCGGUAGAAAAGAUGUUAUUCCAUACCUUUAAGCCAAAAAACAUAGUUUCAAUUGUAGGAUUGCCAGGUGUUGGCAAGACUACUUUGGCUAAAAGAAUCUAUGGCUCAGAUAUGGCAGAAGGUUACGUUCGAGCUUGGGUUACUGUGCCUCAAGAGUACAAGGGAAACACAGACACUCUUUCUCAACUAAAAGAGAAAUUACACAAGCACAUGGGAGGUGGUCAUCAGAAGAUGUAUUUUCUUGUUUUGGAUAAUAUACAAAACACCCAAGCUUUGGGUGAUAUCCUAACAUGUCUUCCUAAUGAUUCACUCAAAAUCCGUAUAUUGCUGACCACUCAGUUCAAUACUGUUGGUAGCGAUGCUGCCACAUUUGGUAAUGUGCAUAAAAUGUGCAUAUUAGAUCCAAACAGAAGUUGGGAUCUAUUUUGCAAGAAAUUCUCUCCCAAAGAGCUUAGAGCACCAAAAUUUGUAGAAAUCGCUGAACAUGUUGUGAAGGAGUGCGAAGGAUUGCCACGGUCAAUUGUUGCAGUUGCAGAGCGUUUGUCUAAAUGCGGGUACAUUUUAAAGGAAUGGAAGAAGAUUGAAAAAGAAGUCGAGACAUUGGGACCUCUAUACAAUGAUGCCGAGCACUUAAGUAAGCUUACUCUAUCUUACAAUCAAUUGCCACAGCAUUUGAAAGUUUGUUUUUUAUAUUUUGCAACCUAUCCAAAAGGCUUUAAAAUCAAUGUGAAAAGGCUUAUUAGUAUAUGGAUUGCUGAGGGAUUUGUGAGGCAAAUGGUGGAGUGUAUGGGAUUUGGGUGGCAAUUGGUGAAGGAUUUAGAAGUGGAAGGUUACUGCUAUUUAGAUGGUCUUGUUCACAGUGGUCUAGUCUCAAUCAGCAAAUGGAAACAUAAGAUGACUAAUGUUUGCUGGAUACAUAGCUCCUUAUGGGACUUCUGUACAAGAGAAACUAAAAAAGAGGGUCUCCUAUGUGCGGUGUAUACUCGAAAAGAUUUAGGAUUGCCAUUAGACAUGUUUGUAAAUUCAUGUCGUUGGUUAAGUUUAUACAAGCAUAGGUUGGAUUAUUACACGCUCUUUACUACAAAUAACCCACGCUCUCUUUUAUUCUUUCAAGGAGAUUAUGUAAAGUCGGUAUCUUUCAAGCUAUUAAGAAUUGUGGAUUUGAGUGCACUUCAAAUCUUUGAAAUAGUGCCAUUGCAUUUAAGAGAUUUAGUUUUUCUGAGAUAUCUAUCUGUCCCACCGUGGUUUGAGGGUUUAAACGAUGUAGUGUCAAACAAUCAGAAUUUGCAGACAAUUAUUGUUUCUGGUGGUGAACCACAACUACUUAGAACUGGCCAUUUGUCAUUCAGAAUUUGGGAGUUACCACAUUUAAGGCAUCUCGAACUUGGAAAUUACUAUGAGGUGGAUCCUCCAAACAGGAAUAUAGAGCAAUUGCAAACAUUAUCAUGGGUUAGUCCAACUCAUUUCACAGAAGAGGUGUAUAGGAAGUUCUCAAACUUAAAAUAUCUUAAGGUUUUCUAUAAAGGUGCCUUUGAGCCAUGUAGCAGCCCUGGAUCUUGUAGAAAUCCCACAAUCAAUUUGGAUUAUAUUAGGUGUUUGUCGAAGCUUGAGACACUUACAGUUAUAGUCCCAGCAAACUGUAUGACCCAUCUAGAGCGGCCCGUGUUUUCUACACGACUGAAGAAGUUGAGGUUGAGCGGGACUAAUCUCCCGAUAAUGAAGCUUCCAUGGGUACUGAGAGCUUUAAAGGUGCUCAAACUAGAAAACACCUUCUCUAGCCAAGUGUGGGGAUCAUUUGGACAAUUUUCUGACUUACAAGUCUUGUUCAUUGAGGCUACAAAUCUCCACAAAUGGGAGGUCAGGAGUUCCGAUUUCCCAAAACUGAAGCAUCUAAUCCUAAGACGUUGUUAUUGUUUGGAAGAGAUCCCAUUUCAAGUUGAUCCUAUUGACACGCUAAAGACAAUUAAGGUGGAGCAGUGUCCCCCUUGUGUUGUCGCUUCUGCCAUGAAGAUUCAGGAGGAGCGAAAGUGGUUUUGGAAAAAGGCAAACAACCCUGUGGAGGCGUACAAUAUAAGUCGUGCUCGCCUACUUCGAGUUCAUGCGGCCCAUACGCCACUUACUGUUGUUGUCGACGACGUGAUUCAUGAUUUUAGCUAGCUAGCUAGUGAUGGGGUGAAUUCCUAUGAUGAAUCACAGGAUACGUUACUGCCAAUUGCCAUUAUAUUGUAUUAGAAAUAAUGAUGUCGCUGAGGUUAGAUGUUUUUCCUCUUUAACUUUUUGCAGACUACUGUUGCAUUAAGAAACUUGUACAAAUAUAUGUUGUUUAACAUGUUAUGUGUCCAGUGUAUGCAAUUAAGAGU
Ipomoea nil (Japanese morning glory) is the source of this 3168-nucleotide messenger RNA. RefSeq names its product putative late blight resistance protein homolog R1B-23. The coding region runs from base 305 to 2965 and encodes 886 amino acids. The record is from RefSeq and is a predicted model, not a curated record. Gene Ontology annotation, molecular function: ADP binding. NCBI's taxonomy places the organism in Eukaryota, Viridiplantae, Streptophyta, Magnoliopsida, Solanales, Convolvulaceae. The transcript has 3 exons. Gene Ontology annotation, biological process: defense response to other organism.